AUGUUUAAACUGUUGGACCUCCCUCCGGAACUUGUCCACGAGAUUUUGGUCGCCGUGGCUAGGUCUCGCAGUAUCUCCCGUACACUGCACGUUAGGCUCGUCUCGCGUUUCUUCGCAUCGGCCAUAACCGAUGCUUUGUUUGCUUCUGGGCGGCUGGGCCUUGACGAAUCCGAUUCCUGUCUUUUCGGCACUCAUAUCGACGAGGCUCCGAGAUUAGAGUUGUGGUCUCGCUACAUGAUUUACCUCGGUCUCUCGCGCAAUAGGUCAGGCCUAUGGAAGCUGCAAACCCUCCAUCGGGUCGCCGAGGCCAUCGCGUACCAUCCUCAAUCGCAGUUCGCGCAGGCUCGGCAAGGGAAAGAAAUGGUGGAACCCGAGAGCCAAGUUAGAGAUUGCUUCACCCAGCUCUGCUGCCUGCCGACCACCAUCCGUCAGCGCGGGCUCCUCAGCAACUAUCAAAACGCAAAUGACUGGAACCGGGCGCGUGACUUGGCGAGCCCUAGGCCCGAUUUUCACUCUAGCCUGAUCGCCGGCGCGGCCCAUCUUGACGAACUGGACGUUGUGCGAGAUCUGGUAGGAAGCCUAGACUGUGACUGUGACUUGGACGAUGCCACUGCCACUGCCAUAUCCAACGCUGCCUCCGCAGGCAACCUGCGUAUAGUUUUGUUUCUCCUAUCGGGCAAAGAUGGCCCUGAAAAACAUGCCAGGGACAUAGAGCUGGUAAUUCUGGGAGCUGCCUGGGGUAACCAGCCCGAGAUCAUCGAGUGGGCUCUGUCUCAGCUACCGCGGCCGGCCUCGCCGCUAGAAGAAAGGGAUCACUUCAACCGGAUGCAUCGUAUCCUUCUCGACGCAAUGAGCCUAACUACGUGUCUCGAGUGCUUCCGACGCUGUUAUGAAUACCAGCCAAUCGUGCACGGUAGCGUCGGAUGUUGCCACCCACUUUCGAGAGGUAACAACAUCAUGGCCAAGGCAGCGGGACGUGGCGAUCUCGACAUGUGUGUCUACAUGAUGGCCUCAUGUCGUCGCAGUCCCAAUGGUCUGAUCAAAGGCGAAAAGGACGCCCAAGUAUUCCAAAAGUAUUUCCGAUCACCUUUGCGGCAUGCUGCCCGCGCUGGGAGGAGCGAUGUUGUAGAAUUUCUCCUCUACUCUGGUGCCGAUCCUGUGCAGCCAAGCAGGUUCUUCAUCUCCGGAGCUUUGAUCUCCUCGGAAGAACCACAGUCUGUCUUCAACGCUGCUGUCCAGGGCGGCUCUGUGCGCUGCCUUGAGUUGAUCGUGGAAGCAUACGAUAAAAAGACGUGCCAGCUCAAACCAGACCUGCUUGCUCAAUUCUGGAUCUGGGAGCUCAGCGAAGCUUUCAUGCUUUCUGUAAUCAGGGAGAACGAAGACAUGAUUCUGUUCCUGCUACAAAUGUGCCACGACCUUGACUUGAAAUCUUGGGAAGUUGCCGAAAGCGCACUCAGGGAGGCACACAACUCGGGGCUGGAGUCUAUGAUUGAGCUUCUGCAGAGCCCUCUGCUUUAA
Molecule: messenger RNA, 1518 nt
Organism: Pyricularia grisea
Lineage: Eukaryota; Fungi; Ascomycota; Sordariomycetes; Magnaporthales; Pyriculariaceae
Exons: 1
Coding region: 1-1518 (505 amino acids)
Molecular function (GO): protein binding
Source: RefSeq, a predicted model, not a curated record